UCGAGACAAAUACCAUUGUCUAAGGAGCUCUAGCUACCACGGCGAGGUUUGCCUGUUCCGUGGAUUUCUGUACAAGCCCUAGUUCUCAAUAGAACUCAAGUCUAACUAACUAGGGGAUCUUAUUAUCGUAAUACGGUCUCGUGACAGAACUUUGGACCAAAUCUCAAUUGAUUUCGUUGCUUCCCAACCAUCAAACUCACACCCUCAUGGAGACGACGGUCGGCGUGGCCUCCCCGCCCUACCGAAAGUUUCUCGGCCAGUGCCGCCGCUGGUCCCGCACGACGUGGCGAUCCAACGCGUGCAGCCUGUUCACGGACCGCUCCGUCUACAUCAGCCAGCCCUAUUGCGUCUACGCCGUCUUCCUGACCUCGUUGACCAAUUUUGCCGCCGUUGUCGACCCGGCCCUGGUAUACCUACUAAAGCAGUCGCUGUGGUUUGCGGCCUACCCACGGCUCGCCAUGGGCAGUCUGGUCGCCUGGAUCCUGUUUUCGAAGGCGGUUAAGGUCUUUGCCUACCUCCGGCGGCACCCGCAGGACAUCUGGCUGUUCCCGGUCCAGGUGUGCUGGGGCUACUUCCAUAGCCUGAUCAAGCUUUGGGCGCUGCUCACCUUCUGGGACGGCGCGUGGAGCGGUCGAGACCUCAGCGCGGUCCCGGUUGACAAGGGCCGCAGAAGCCAGUCUACAUCGCCGUGAAAAGAAAAGAUGGGAAGGAUGAGAAGGAGAACAUGCAGGAGAACAUGUAGGAAGGAGCAUGAUGGUUGGGGUAUGGCCUUUCAGUAACUAUUCCGAUGGGAAGGAUGGGAAGGAAAACAUGCAGGAGCAUGAUGGUUGGGGGUAUACAUAACCUUUUCAGUAACUAGACCUAGACAUAGAUAUAGGGCAACCGGGAGUCAAUUGGGACAAUUAAGGAACAACCUUGCUCAUGUUGCCACAAAGUGAAAUAGAUGUAUAGAAACCCCCCCCCCUCGUAUAAUGGGGCUGAUAGGGAAAGCUGCAGUGGUGACCAAAGAUGGUAUAAUUU
Molecule: messenger RNA, 1020 nt
Organism: Lasiosphaeria miniovina
Lineage: Eukaryota; Fungi; Ascomycota; Sordariomycetes; Sordariales; Lasiosphaeriaceae
Exons: 1
Coding region: 207-692 (161 amino acids)
Source: RefSeq, a predicted model, not a curated record